AUGAAAUCAUGCCAAUUAUAUAACGAAUCUGUUCCUGGUGCAGUUAAAAAAGUUUAUUCCAAUUCAAACAGAUAUAUAUUUGAGUAUCCAUGUGAAUCUAACCAUAUUUGCACAGAUUAUCAAAUCCUACUUUCACGUGGCAAAUAUAUAUUUCAAUUAUAUGGAGCAUCAGGUGGCUCUCCAAAUAAUAAAUCGUCUUCAUAUAGAUUCGAUAAUAACUCUUGUAUCGACGAUUCUAUUGUGCGGCGCUACAGUGGCAAUACUAAUUGUGAAAGAACUCCAAACAAUGGUGGUGCAGGAGGUUAUAUAUCAGGCACUAUUAUUCUCCAUUCUGACACCUUCACUUUUUUGACCAUAGGAGGUAAAGGAAUUUUUGGAUACAAAUUCCAAGAAAGAUCAACAAAUAGAUGCUUUAACGAAUAUCGAAACAGAGGAGGUUAUGGUGGCGGAGGGAGCUCUGAAAAUUGGUAUAGCAAUGAUAAUCAAUAUAUAGGAACAGACAGCGGCGGUGGUCAAACCGCUGUCAAAUUUUUGAAAAAUAAUUUAUGGCAUCGAGUUUUAGUUAGCGGUGGUGGAGGGGGAACAGAUGAUGAUUGUGGCCAAUAUGGCAUGAGUGAAGAUGGUUCAGGAGGAGCAGGAGGAAACCUCGCUGCACAAAGCUGGUUUUUGGAGGGAACUCUGAAACAUGAAUAUUUUGCAAAUUCUACAAAUGGAUUUACUUUCGGAACAGGAGAAGCGGCACGAUUUGGUCCUAAUAAGAAUCCAAAAUCAGUUCCAAAUGGAGAAAAAAUGAUAACGUAG
Messenger RNA from Trichomonas vaginalis G3, 801 nucleotides. Its product is annotated as glycine-rich protein family. The transcript has a single exon. The record is from RefSeq and is a predicted model, not a curated record. The coding region runs from base 1 to 801 and encodes 266 amino acids. Lineage: Eukaryota; Parabasalia; Trichomonadida; Trichomonadidae.